This is a messenger RNA of Leopardus geoffroyi (Geoffroy's cat), 1376 nucleotides long. It is a transcript of the gene SPMIP2, whose product is annotated as chromosome B1 C4orf45 homolog. The transcript is spliced from 5 exons. The record is from RefSeq and is a predicted model, not a curated record. NCBI's taxonomy places the organism in Eukaryota, Metazoa, Chordata, Mammalia, Carnivora, Felidae. The coding region runs from base 498 to 1082 and encodes 194 amino acids.
UUGUAAGUAUCGGAAUUGGGGCUGGGAAGAUACAUAGACAUAGAUACAGAUAUCAUUGUUCAUUCAUUAAUAUAAUUUUAUAUUGUAAUUUAUCUAGCCAGUGUUUCUGAAAUACGUUUAAUCAUGAUUUGUGGUUUUUGCCUAUUGUUUUGUUUGCAAUAACACCCCUCUGCAGGACAUUCUUUGGGAAAUAUUGAAUGAAGUCUUGAUUGAGCCUGCCAGGUUAUCUGUGACAUAAGUCUAUUCUAGAUCUAGUACCUGAACAGGUCUGUUCUGACUUGAUACUGACAGAUUUAAAAAAUAUAUUAUUAGCUACAGUUCCUGGGAAUGUUACGACGGUAUCCGUCUCUCCUUGGAUACUGGAAUACAGAACUUUGUUAGAAGGAACACCAUAUCUCCCUGUUGUAAAGAGUCCUUAACAACCACCCAGUUCGUGGCAGAGACAGGGAGAACAGAGACUGCAGUCUUUGACUCUUUCUGGGGCUAAAACCUGAGCCAUGGCAUCUGUAUCAUUUCGAGAGCCAGUAUCUUCCACAGUGGGAAAACGGAUGAUUGUUACAGGCCCAGAUUAUAUAAAGGAUCAUCUGCCAAAAAUUCAUCAGCACACUUCCUAUAUAGGAGAAAAGCGCCCAGCAUUAGAGAAGACUGGAGAUCUCAGAUAUUUAUGGAGGCCUGCCUCAAACGGAUGCUUACCGGCAAAAUAUAAAUAUGAGUAUGUUGGUGAAAUUGGUUGGGGAAUACCAGAGUAUGAUUUUAUCAACCAAACAAGGCUUUGGACUGGCUUUCACAUCAAGUAUGGAGAACAAAGUCAAGCCACUAUUGAUAAAAUAGGACACAGAUACCAAAAUCCAUGGCAACCAAAACCUUAUAUUAUGGAUAUGCAAGGAAGAUUCAGUCGCGGUUCUAUUGCCUGGCAUAUGGGUGAUUAUGAAAACACCGAUCAAAGAAAUUCCAAAGCGGCUGUCCUUGUCAGGCAGAGCACGGCAGAAUUGCCAAGAGCUUCCAAACAACCGAAGCUGCCAAAGCGACCAAGAAAGGAGACAGUCUCCUUACUCCAUCGAAGAAUCUUGCCAACCCCCUAAGACGACUGCUUGCCCUCCGUCACCAGAGAUCUGAUUCAUUAGCAAUUAAUUACAUCUAUUUGAAACAUUCUGUGAAGGAGCCAUGGAAGUCCUCCUUGGUAGAUCCUGACCCCAGGGGCACUUUGUAUUAAAAAAGGGAGCAGUUCAGCUGCUAACAUUCCUCUGUGGUCUGAUUUUUGGGCUGGUUCCAAAUGAAAUGAUUUAUUGUAGUGUGUGUGGAUGAAGGUUGGGUUAGUUACCUUCUGUCACUGAACUAAUUUUGUGUAGGAUUAGAGCAAUCAUGGAUUAAACAAU